UUAAAUGGUGUAAAACUGGAUGAAGAGGUUUUAAAUUUCGAAUAAUUAUCCAAACUUUGUAUGUUUCAUAUUACUAUCCAUUUCCGAUAUUUACAUAACGUAAAUCUUACGAAGAGUUUAUGAGAGGAAAUAUAUAGCUCAAAUAUGUUGCGCCUUUCGGGACUUAUUUUCGUUGCCUUGUGUGUGGUCCAUUCUAGAGCUGGUGACGACGUUUUCUGUUACAGGAAGGAGGUAGAGCUGGCUUGGAAACUAUGUGAACGGGCAUACCAACUAAGCGAUGGGAACAACAUUGGUAUCGAGGAGAUGUGCAGCAAUAUUGACUGCCUUAUCCAGUGCAAAAUCGACGCAGUUGGUGACUGUACAAAAAGUGACCAAUUUCUUGAUAAGAUGCUAGAGUAUGACCCUGAAAAAUGGAAGAUGUACUUCAGAAUCGCGUGCUCAGAUGUUACAUUUGCGACAGAGCAAAGCAAAAGCGAGUCACGUUGCGUAGUCAACGAUACUUUAUGUUCUCCCGAUGAUCUCUCUAAAAGCUUCUUGUACGGUCUUUUUAACCUCUACAACAACGGCAAAUAUGAUGAAUACAAGGAGCUAUUGUGCAACACUACUGCUGUUGCACGAGACUGCCUUCGUGUAUUCCCCACAGCAAACUGUUCAGAGUCUAGCGCGAGAAUCUUCUUAGACAUUGCAAAGACUAGCAGCUCACUUUCUUUUUGUGACAACAAGGACAUCAAACAUUUAUACACAAAACACGGCGGCGAUGCGAAAUGUGCAAAUCCUAAAUUGGACAGCAAAUGUUUCAUAUCAAGCUUAGGGUCUAGGGUGUCACGAUGCACGACGUUUUCGCUUCACACCCUUGUUGACCAGCGUUUGUCACCAAAUAUUGACGAAUUCUGCAAUAGUCUAGAAUGUAACAUAAAAUGCUACGAAGAUGCUGUAAGCGACUGUGACAAGCAGGAAAGAUACUUUGAUUUUGACCAAGUUGCCGUGAAGGUGGAAAACAGAGCCGCAUGUAAUAAUAAGGAAGAGCUCAAAACUGCAGUGACAGAAUGCAGUAUCCGAAACACGACGUGUUCUACAGAAUUUAACAAAUCCCGUUCAGAAGCAGAUGUCUUUUUACAGCAUCAAAAUUACACGGGAUAUAGACAAGCUAUGUGCAGUGCUACCUCAAAAUUCAUCGACUGUGUGGAUUACGUUGUUGCUGGAAAAUGCACGGACGAGAUGGCAACUCUCUUGAAAGAUAUGAUUACAGUCACGUUCAGCUACAGCAAAUGUGGUCCACAAAACCACGCCUUCUUUUCUAAACAUGGCGCCGAUACCAAAUGCGUCACUUCCGGAAGCGGCAAACCUUUGCUUAACAUUUUUCUGUCCUCGAUGAUUAUGUUGCUUCUUGUGUUGUUAUAUUAAUAGAAACAUCAGUUGUUUAAAUAUUUUUACAAAAUGUUCAAAUCUAAAUAACCAACGUUCGAGCUGACAAAUUGGAACGUUAUAUUGGACAGUUAUAUUGCCAAGAAUGCAUAAAAGCCCCACCAAGCAAUGAGGUACAACAUGUCAGAAAAGCUAUUUGAUAUCACUUCAUUCCAUCUCUUUUCGGUCCCAUGCCUUAGUUGUGUAUUGCAUAACUGCAUAUUCAUGCGCUUGACAUUAUUUGACACACGCCUUAAUAUAUUUAUUAUUCAAGUUUUUUUUUCUGUGAACAAUCUAAAUGUGUUAAUGCAUCACCUAGGUUCAUGCCAAAUAUAAGAACAGUCUAGUUGCACACCUGUUAUAUCAGAAUGGAGACCGUUAACGUUAUGGUGUGCUACAUACAUACAUCGUGAAAUUGCCGCCGCCUAGGAUCAUCACAAAUUACGCCAUCAAACAAUAGAUAAAUAAUUUACACUCCUGAUAUAUCAGAAUGAAGACACUCACAAUUUUUGGCUCUUCUGUUGGGUUGUGUGAGUAUGAGAGAAUAUGAUUGUGUUCAGAUACUUGAACGCUUACAACAAGAACAAUCUGGUUGUGGAAUUGUUGAACUACAUUUUGAGCAAAAUUGUAUGAAGGAUACAGCCGUUUGAAAUUUUCUGUAGCAUCUAUUUAUGUUUUCAUCCCCGGUACGAUUCCAUAGUGAAGUGAGUAAUUGCAAAUGUAGUGUUGCAUGUCUAGUUUUAAAAUUAGGUUUUGUAUAUAUGUAUAUAUAACAUUAUGUUAUUGCACAGAAGAUUGUUUUAUAUGCAAGUGUUAAUGUUUAUAAAUGUAUAUAAAUAGUUGUUGGUUUAAGACAACCAUUGAAGAGAAUAUUCUGAGGAAGCUGAAAUAUUUGUUCGUAAUCAGGAAUACAUUAUAAGUAAAAUCACAAGCCAGACAGUUUAGAGCCAAUAGAAAUAUCAUUUGCAUUUGCAAAUUUCUCCUUCGUCACAUUUAUUUCCUAAAAAAAAAACAGCAAGGAUAUACUGUCGGAACGAUGCCUUGUUAAUUGCGCAUUCAUUUUUUAAAGGAAUGUGACAAUAUCAUUUCAGCAGAGUUUUAUGAUAUUAAGUGACUUCAUUACAUAAAUGAAACUUGUGAUUCAGCUGGAUAUAAGCGUACAGAUGGAUAUAUAUCACACCAUCCUGCAGUCAAUGAAGGUGCUGUAUCUUUUAUGCAUUCUUUCCAGUACCAAAUACUUCAAAGUUGAAGUUUUUCUGAAGUUCAAGUUAAGAACUACUGUUAUGAUUGCCAAACAAUAUAUUAAAAGACACUUUGGAAGCAUAGAAAGCAAACAAUUAAGAGCAGACUUGGUCUGUUCACGAGGAAAAAAAGGAAAAUUAAACACCCCUAACACCACUUACCACCAGCUGAAGAAAACCAGUGCUAUAAAAGAACAUUAGACACCACGAACCCAAAAGAAUAACAAUACAUUUCACAGUAUAGCAAGGUGUUUUCUUUCUUGAAUUGUAUGCGCAAAUUUUGACAUUUUAUAGUAUUUGAAUAUAAUUAUACACAUUUGUUUCCGUCUUCAUGAUUGUUGUAGUUUUAAUAACAUGUUUUUUUUUAUCAAACUGAAUGUGAAGAUAUCAAAAUUUACUACGGUAAGGUCGAAUAUUAAAUAAAAUUUGUCUUUAAAUACGGCAGCGACAAACAAGUAAAUUUAUCUUGCUUUAAAAAAAAUCGAAUGUUUCAGUUUGUAUUGAGGUAGUAACUUGAAAAAAAGGAUAUGAUUAGAUAGGUUAAUUUUUAUUGAAAUUUCAAUAAACUAUUGAAUCGAAAAA
Molecule: messenger RNA, 3227 nt
Organism: Mercenaria mercenaria
Lineage: Eukaryota; Metazoa; Mollusca; Bivalvia; Venerida; Veneridae
Exons: 10
Coding region: 145-1404 (419 amino acids)
Source: RefSeq, a predicted model, not a curated record